GCUCCAGCCACUCCCUACGCCCCGGCGCACGAAGCACUCUCCUGGUCCACCCAGAGCUCCGUUCACACGCAGCGCCGAGGUCCAGAUGAGAGCCGCGUCCAGCCGCCUCCAGCCCAGCAGACACCAGCCAGAGUAAAGGCAGCGGGGAAGGGGCUCCGGCAGCCACUCCACCACCUUGUGGGACCCUACUUUUUGCUUCGUGGAGUGGAUUUUUUUUUUUUUCAAGACGCGAGGGAGCGAGUGUUGCAGAAAUUAAAAGAGGAGGGGACACCUGCAGCCAAGAUGGAGGUGAAGACGUCACUCCUGGACAACAUGAUUGGGGUGGGCGACAUGGUCCUCCUAGAGCCCCUGUCCGAGGACUCCUUCAUUGAGAACCUGAGGAACCGCUUUGACCACAAUGAGAUCUACACAUACAUUGGCAGUGUGGUGAUCUCCAUGAACCCCUACCGGGCCCUGCCCAUCUACACUCCGGAGAAGGUGGAGGAGUAUCGCAACAGGAACUUCUAUGAACUCAGUCCACACAUCUAUGCUCUGGCAGAUGAGGCCUACCGCUCCUUGAGGGACCAGGACAAGGACCAGUGCAUCCUCAUCACAGGGGAGAGUGGGGCCGGGAAAACCGAGGCCAGUAAGCUGGUGAUGUCAUACGUGGCAGCGGUGUGCGGGAAGGGCCAGGAGGUGAACAAGGUCAAGGAACAGCUGCUGCAGUCCAAUCCCGUGCUGGAGGCUUUUGGAAAUGCCAAAACCGUGAGGAAUGACAACUCUUCCAGAUUUGGAAAGUACAUGGACAUUGAGUUUGACUUCAAAGGAGAUCCUCUGGGUGGAGUCAUCAGCAACUAUCUGCUGGAGAAGUCCCGCGUGGUGAAGCAGCCGCGUGGAGAGAGGAACUUCCACGUCUUUUAUCAGCUCUUGUCCGGAGCCUCCGACGACACACUCAAGAAGCUGAAGUUGGAUCGGGACUUCAGCAAGUACAACUACCUGAGCUUGGACUCCGCUGCGGUCAUCGGGCUGGAUGACGCGGCCAACUUCAGGACAGUCAAAAAUGCCAUGCAGAUUGUGGGCUUCAUGGAGGACGAAGUGCAGUCGGUGCUGCAGCUGGUGGCUGCCGUGCUGAAGCUCGGCAACAUCGAGUUCAAGCCGGAGUCGCGCAGCAACGGCACCGACGAAAGUCGCAUCAAAGACAAGAACGAUUUGAAGGAGAUGUGCGAGCUGCUUGGUAUUGAACAGUCUGUGCUGGAAAGAGCGUUCAGCUACCGCACGGUAGAGGCGAAGCAAGAGAAAGUGUCCACGACGCUAAAUGUGGCCCAGGCGUACUACGCCCGAGAUGCCCUCGCCAAGAAUCUCUACAGUCGUCUGUUUAGCUGGCUAGUUACCAGGAUCAAUGAAAGCAUUAAAGCACAAACUAAAGCUCGCCACAAGGUCAUGGGUGUGCUCGACAUCUAUGGCUUUGAGAUUUUCGAGGACAACAGCUUUGAGCAGUUCAUCAUCAACUACUGCAACGAGAAGCUGCAGCAGAUCUUCAUCGAGCUGACUCUGCGUGAGGAGCAGGAGGAGUACGUCAGGGAGGGCAUCGAGUGGACCAACAUUGAAUACUUCAACAACGCCAUUAUCUGCGACCUCAUUGAGAAUCACCAAAACGGCAUCUUGGCCAUGCUGGACGAGGAGUGCCUGAGGCCGGGGACGGUCACCGACGAGACCUUCCUGGACAAGCUGAACACCAUCUGCGCCGGGCACAAGCACUUUGAGAGUCGCCAAAGCAAGAAUUCCAAGUUCCUCACGGAUCACAGCCUGCCGCACAACUGCUUCCGCAUCCAGCACUACGCGGGCAAGGUGCUGUACCGGGCCGAGGGCUUCGUGGACAAGAACAACGACCUGCUAUACCGGGACAUGUCCCAGGCCAUGUACAAGGCCAAACACAGCCUCAUCAAGCAGCUGUUCCCCGAGGGCAACCCGGCCAAAGUCAACCUGAAGAGACCCCCGACGGCUGGAUUCCAGUUCAAGGCAUCAGUGGGGACGCUGAUGAGGAACCUGCAAACCAAGAACCCAAAUUACAUCCGGUGCAUCAAGCCCAAUGACAAGAAGGCCUCCCACAUCUUCACCGACACUCUGGUCUGCCACCAGGUGCGCUACCUCGGCCUGAUGGAGAACGUCCGCGUGAGGCGGGCGGGCUACGCCUUCCGCCAGGCCUACGAGCCGUGCCUGGAGCGCUACAAAAUGCUCUGCAAGCGGACCUGGCCCCACUGGAAGGGACCCGCCAGGGAAGGGGUGGAGGUACUGAUGGCCGACCUACAGGUCCCAGCCGACGAUUUCUCCUACGGCCGCUCCAAGAUCUUCAUCCGGAACCCAAGAACGCUCUUCUCCUUGGAGGAGAGGAGGAGGCAGUGCCUGCAAGACCUGGCCACUCUCAUUCAGAAGAUCUACCGCGGCCAUAAGUGCCGCUCCCACUUCCUGCUGCUGAAGAAGAGUCAGAUAGUGGUGUCAGCGUGGUACCGCCGAUACGCGCAAGAAAAGAAAUACCAGAAGAUCAAGAGCGCCACCACUGUGGUGCAGUCCUACACCAGAGGAUGGCAGGCCCGCAAGCUCCUGAGAGAGCUGAAAUAUCAGAAGAGAUGUGAAGAGGCGGUGACCACCAUCGCGGCCUUCUGGCACGGCACCCAGGCUCGGAUGGAGCUGAGGCGUCUAAAACAAGAGGCGCAGAAUAAACACGCUGUGACAGUAAUUUGGGCGUUCUGGCAGGGAACCAAGGCCCGCAGAGAGCUCCGUCAGCUGAAGGAGGAGGCGAGGAAUAAACAUGCCGUGUCGGUCAUUUGGGCCGGCUGGCAGGGCACCAAGGCUCGCAGGGAGCUGAGGCGACUGAAGGAAGAGGCCAGGCGUAAGAAUGCGGUCGCUCUGAUUUGGGCCUACUGGCAGGGACUCAAGGUUCGCAGAGACUAUAGAAAAUUCUUCAGGGCAAAUGCGGGCAAGAAGAUCUACGACUUCACCAUUCAGAGGAUUAUGCAAAAAUACUUCCUGGGCCUGAAGAGCACCUCACCCCCCAUGUCGCCCGUAGACAAGAGCUGGCCUGCCAGGCCCUACCGCUUUCUGGAUGGAGUCCACGCCGAGUUGCGCAAAAUCUUCCAUCACUGGAGGUGCAAGAAGUACAGGAGCCAAUUCACAGAGGAGAAGAAGGCCGUUUAUAAGGAGAAGCUGGAGGCCAGUGAGAUCUUCAAAGAUAAGAAGGCUCUCUAUCCGAGCAGCGUGAGCCAGCCCUUCAAAGGAGACUACCUGGAGAUCACCAAGAACCCCAAAUACCAGAAGCUCAACAGCAGCGUGGAUGCAAAGGUCCUGCUGGCCGACGUGGUCAACAAGAUCAACAGGGCCAAUGGCAAGGGCACGGCUCGAAUCUUCCUGCUGACUAAGAAGGGCGUCGUGCUGGCCGACCAGAAGACGGGCCAGGUGAAGGCCAGCGUUCCCCUGCCGGACCUCGCCAGUGUGUCCGUCAGCACGCAAAAUGACGGCUUUUUUGCUCUCAAGCUCAAAGAGGGGUCGGCCUCGGCCAUCAAAGGAGACUUCUUACUCAGCAGUGAACGUCUGAUCGAGAUCAUCACCAAACUCCACCUCACCGGGGCCACGGCCGCCGACAGCGAGCGGCUCAACAUCGACAUCUCAGACGAGUUUCUGGUGCAGUUCAAUCACGACAAAGUGUGCGUGAAGUUCAUCCAGGGGGCCGCCAGGAACGGCAACGGUGUCUCCUGCAAGCGCAAGAACAACCGCCUGCUGGAGGUGUCGGUGCCCACGACCGCGUAGUGCAGCUCCCCCAACCCCCCCCACCCCCCGCCAGGCUUAGUGACGACUGAAUAACAACCCCCCCCCACUCCGACUCGCUGGUCCCGAACACCGGCACCCCAGCGCCCCGCCCCGAGCCGCCGGAUGAGUGUGCGGUCAUUUGGCUUGUUGUCGUGGUGUUUUUUUUUUUUUUUUCUUUCCCUUCAGUGUCGUCUUGUCAGAUUUACUCCAGCACCAUUACAGCUGUAACCAUGUGCCACUUUUUGGGCAGAGAGAACCCUUGUGUGGGGGAUGCGUGCCACAGAAGGUUUGGUAAACGAUGCCGCUGGUGCUUUGUAAAACAAAAGAGUUGAAAAUGGAUGAAGAAAAAAUAAUAAUAAUCACAAGAUUCCGUAUAGCAGUGGCAACGUUAAUGAUUGUUCCGCCUGUGUGUUGAAUUAUUCUUCAGAGAAAACGUCUCCGUGACGAGCUUCAGCCUCAAUUGGCCUUGACUCAUGCAUUUUUUUUUUUUUUUAAGCGUCUCUGACUUUAAGCUGAUGUCUUAGAACUUAUGAUGAACUGGGAACUUUUGGGCUCGGCCUGUCUGAUUUAGAUUCUCUGAAGAACUUUAUUACUGCACUUGUUUUCACCUCGGUGUAACCAAAAGAGGAGCUGAAAAUGAUUUGAUGUUUUAUUUUCUCUCUCAUAUAUAUAUAUAUAUAUAUUUUUUUUUCUUCUCUGAAACAGAACAGUGGGCAGUGGAGAAGAGAAAUGUAAUUUGCUAGAUAAUUGUAAAACCACUUUUGUAUCCUCCUGUAUGUGCCAUUGAACAGGUCCCACGACUCACUGGUGUCCAAUCACAAACCACGCAGGCGAUGGACGCCGCUCUCCACAACACCCUUGCCAAAAAAAUGUUUGCAUGUCACGUGAUCGGCUUCGACUGCACAAAUCGUAACCAUUUUCCAGCUUUAACUUCAUUAAAGACGCUGACAAACUUAUCACAGACGUUCUAGUGGAAGGAAAAGCACGAGCGGUAUCUACCCGUCAUUAUUACUUCAGCAGAUCCAAAGUGUUCUCUGGUACAAAGCGCCGCCCCCCCCCCCUUAUUCAUCUUUUCUUUUGUGUGCAAUAAAAUAAAAGCUUUGUCUCGCAAACCCCUAGCAGUCGCCAUUCGCUGUACAUAGGCCCUGUAUGCUGUAUCCCUGGCAUGGACAAAGGGUUCCUGUACUCUUCUCUUUUUAAUUGCUGUGUUUGUACGAGCGGUUUUCGGCACUGCAGCUUGAGUUAUUGUAGCGCUUGACCCCGCUCUGACCUUUUUUUAAAAGUUUGUUUUUAUGGGUAAGGACCAAAUAUUAAGCGCUCAUGACCAUAGAUUCGUGCUGUAUCUGAAGAAAUUGAUGUACACGUUUAGUACACGCCCUUUUACAAGCAAGCCAAAUUGGGUUGUCAGAAGCGACUCGAGUGCUUUAUCUUCAGGUAUGUUGACGGUAAUCUUUAUUUGGAUGUACCGGCAGUGGGAUUUGUGACGUUGAUUGUCAGCCACAUGUUUCUCUGGUGUCUGAGGGAGUAACGCAGCCAAACUUGGUCUCGUCAUGAUUUGCAAUCAGUCCACGAUGGAUCCGGUUUCUAGGGAGGGUUUUUUGGUGUAUGUUUAACGUCACACGCGACGAAGGGACUUGAGAAAUCCGUCAUGUUCCCUCACACAAGAACAGUCAAGGUGAAUGCCAGUUUGGAUGUAUAUUCUUUGUUGGCACUGCACAGUUUGAAUGUUUCGUUGAGGUGACCCCCCCCCCCCCUCUUCCCCCUCCUCUCUUCUGUUUUGUAUUUGAACGAUGGCUGCCGCUGCGAAAUGAUGUCUGCAUUCUUGUGUGCCUAAUGUUAGCCUGUGCCGAUAGACACGACAUGGAAAUGUUUCGGUAGAACUCGGAGUAACAUUUACAAGUAAUACAUUUUUUUUUUUUUUUAAAUUAAAUAAAAAUCUGUAAUAAAUGUUCUGGGAUUCCGUGA
Molecule: messenger RNA, 5748 nt
Organism: Gasterosteus aculeatus aculeatus (three-spined stickleback)
Lineage: Eukaryota; Metazoa; Chordata; Actinopteri; Perciformes; Gasterosteidae
Gene: myo1b
Product: myosin IB
Biological process (GO): actin filament-based movement; actin filament organization; endocytosis
Cellular component (GO): brush border; myosin complex; cytoplasm
Molecular function (GO): microfilament motor activity; actin filament binding; ATP binding
Source: RefSeq, a predicted model, not a curated record